Molecule: messenger RNA, 2059 nt
Organism: Panicum virgatum (switchgrass)
Lineage: Eukaryota; Viridiplantae; Streptophyta; Magnoliopsida; Poales; Poaceae
Product: cytochrome P450 709B2-like
Exons: 2
Coding region: 187-1770 (527 amino acids)
Molecular function (GO): oxidoreductase activity, acting on paired donors, with incorporation or reduction of molecular oxygen; iron ion binding; monooxygenase activity
Source: RefSeq, a predicted model, not a curated record
UCGUGCUUAUCGGACCGUCGCACUCGGUAGCUGACGACAAGCUAGCCGCCCCCUCGGUGACAUCGCCGGAACCUUCAGAAAGCUCCAAAUGAGUAAUGGCAGAGUAGCUGUUGGCAUCGAAGCUCCCUCCACAUGUAAAUCUCAGCAGCUUCACCGCAGGGUGCAUCGAGUCAGUUUCGCAUUCGGAUGACGACGGCGGCAAUGGGCGGCGGAACGACGGCGGGGCUGGUCGGCGCGGCGUUGGCCGUGGUGCUGCUCCCGUGGCUGUGGGCGGCGCUGGCGCACCUGGUGUGGCGGCCACGCGCCGUAGCGCGGGCGUUCGCGCGGCAGGGCGUCCGCGGGCCGCCGUACCGCUUCCUCGUCGGCAACAACGGCGAGGUGAAGGCGAUGCGCGCGGCGGCCGGCAGCGAGACGCUUGCCCGGGGCUCCCACGACAUCGUCCCGCGCGUGCUGCCACACUGCCGCGCGUGGGCGGCGCGCUACGGCCGGGUGUUCCUGUCGUGGGCCGGCGCGAGGCCGACGCUGUGCGUGGGCAGCUACGACAUGGCGAGGCGGGUGCUCGCGGACAAGGCGGGGCUGUUCGUGAAGCCCGACCCGGGCCCCAGCAUCCUGGCGCUGCUGGGCAUGGGCCUGGUGUUCGCCGAGGGCGAGGACUGGGCGCGCCACCGCCGCGUCGUGCACCCGGCGUUCGCCAUGGACAAGCUCAAGAUGAUGACGGGCGCCGUGGCGGCGUGCGCGGGGGAGGUGAUCCGGGCGUGGGAGGCGCGCGCCGCGGCGGCGGGCGGCGAGGCGACGGUGGAGGUCGGGCAGCAGUUCACGGAGCUCACCGCCGACGUGAUCUCGCACACGGCGUUCGGGAGCAGCUACCGGCGGGGGAAGGAGGUGUUCCUGGCGCAGCGGGAGCUGCAGCACAUCGCGCUCGCCGCCAUCACCAGCGCCCGCCGCGUCCCGGGCAUGGUGUACGCGCCGACCAAGGCCAACGUGCGCCGGUGGCAGCUGGAGCGCAAGGUGCGGGACACGCUCACGGCCAUCAUCGGCGAGCGCCUGGACGCCGCCGGGGAGGCCCGUGGAUACGGCACAGACCUGCUGGGCCUCAUGCUCGAGGCCAACGCCGGCGGCGGCGGCGGCAAGGCGGUGAUGAGCAUGGACGAGAUCAUCGACGAGUGCAAGACGUUCUUCUUCGCCGGGCACGACACGACGGCGCAACUCCUCACCUGGGCCAUGUUCCUCCUCGGCACGCACCCGGAGUGGCAGCCACGCCUCAGGGAGGAGGUGCUCCGGGAGUGCGGCGGCGCCGACACGCCCCUCCACGGCGACGCCCUCAACAAGCUCAAGCUCGUGACGAUGGUGCUGUACGAGACGCUCCGGCUGUACGGCGCGGUAAGCAUGAUCGGGCGGGUGGCGGCGGCGGACGCGGAGCUGUGCGGCGUGAGGGUGCCGCGGGGCACCGUCCUCGCCAUCCCGAUCGCGAUGCUGCACCGCGACGAGGAGGUGUGGGGCGCGGACGCCGGCGAGUUCAACCCGCUCCGGUUCCGCGACGGCGUGGGGCGGGCGGCGGCGCUCCCGGGCGCGCUGCUGGCCUUCUCGUCGGGCCCGCGGUCGUGCAUCGGCCAGGACUUCGCGAUGCUGGAGGCCAAGGCGACGCUGGCGCUCGUCCUCCGGCGGUUCGCGUUCGAGGUGGCGCCGGAGUACGUGCACGCGCCCACCGACUUCCUCACGCUGCAGCCGCUGCAGGGCCUCCCCGUCGUGCUCAAGCUCCUGGACCCGUAGAUGCAGAGCAGAGCCAUACUUGUUACACGUUGGCACGUCGGCUUGACACAGGCUUCAGAGAGGAUCAGAUACUGUAUCUCCUUGCCAGAGUUGCGAGCAAUCAAGUACUAGUAUAGUAGGAUGAAGAGAUUUGCUGAUGCAUUAGCUCCCAAAAAAUAAAUGCAACGAAAUGCAACACUGGGUGAUAAAUAAGUUUAGGUGAAACCAACAAAUCGGGAAGCUAUCGAGAAUAAGAUAUAUGUUUUGCCUGAAGCUGGAAAUGUCAUUUGUGAGAUUAAGCACACCUACU